GCUCUAUACAACUUUACACCUGAAUGAACGCCAAACCUCACUGGAUAUAUAAAGGGAACCUUGAAGAGGAAUUUCACAGUUACAGUGCAGAAGCAGAGGGAAAGGAAUUAACCAGCUCUCCAGCCAAGCGAAUCCUCUCCUCACCAUGCUUCCUCCUGCCAUUCAUUUCUAUCUCAUUCCCUUUGCAUGCAUCCUAAUGAAAAGCUGUUUGGCUUUUAAAAAUGAUGCCACAGAAAUCCUUUAUUCACAUGUGGUUAAACCUGUUCCAGCACACCCCAGCAGCAACAGCACGAUGAAUCAAGCCAGAAAUGGAGGCAGGCAUUUCAGUAACACUGGACUGGAUCGGAACAGUCGAGUUCAAGUGGGUUGCCGGGAGCUGCGUUCCACCAAAUACAUCUCCGAUGGCCAGUGCACCAGCAUCAGCCCCCUGAAAGAGCUGGUGUGUGCUGGUGAGUGCUUGCCCCUGCCGGUGCUGCCCAACUGGAUAGGGGGAGGCUAUGGAACCAAGUACUGGAGCAGGAGGAGCUCCCAGGAAUGGAGGUGUGUCAAUGACAAAACACGUACCCAGAGAAUCCAGCUUCAGUGCCAAGAUGGCAGCACGCGCACCUACAAAAUCACAGUGGUCACCGCCUGCAAGUGCAAGAGGUACACUCGGCAGCACAAUGAGUCCAGUCAUAACUUUGAGAGCAUGUCGCCUGCCAAGCCAGCCCAGCAUCACAGAGAGCGGAAAAGAGCCAGCAAAUCCAGCAAGCACAGCCUGAGUUAGAACUCAGACUCUCGACACCAGACUGGCUAGUAACCAUCUGCUUUACAGAUCUGAUUGCUUGGAAGACUCAAGCCUGCCAUUGCUAUUUUCUUACUUGAAAAUAGAUGCUUUGUGCUUUGAUCAAACCCAUCAAGCUGUCCUAAGUAUCAGGACCUUCUCUGGGAAUAGCUUUUCUUUUUCAAGUUUUUCAAGAUGUAUGCAUAUCCUUGAGUGCAAUUUGCAUUUAAAUUCCAUGCAACCUGUAGUUUUAAUUCCCCAUGGUUCUCGAAAGACUGGUGAUACUAUAUACAUCACUGAAUCAUUACUUUUUAAAGCAGAAAAGGGCUCCUUGGUUAUCCUCCACUCCCCAGCCCAUCCCCCACCCCACACCAUCCCCAGCAAAACCCUUUCAUAAUUAAAGAGUUAAAAAAAAAUGUUGCCAUGAAUCUUCACAGUAACACUUCAGAAAGGUGCUUUUUUUUUUUUUUUUUUUUUUGGUAAUUUUCAUGGGAAGUUUAGCAGCCAUGAGUGAUCUCCUUUGAAAGAGUGAAAGAUAUUGUGACAUUUCACUUCAAAAAUAAGCCCUGUAGCUUUUUACAGUCUCAUAGUAUGAAAUUAUACCCUGCAUGCUGACCCUUGCUUACAAUGGAAUGCCAGAAAUGCAUGGCAGCAGCUAAUAAGUAAAACUGAUGAACUAUUUAUUUGUCAAUGUUAUUAUUUAAUGAGCUUUCACAUGUGAUUUUUUUCAAACUGUUAAUUUUUUAUGUUUUGAAGCUUUUCCAUGUACCUAAAUAUUUUCCUGUAUGAUUUGUGGUUGAUCUAGAAAUAUGAGAAUACAUGUAGAUAUGUAAAAUAAAUAUUUUAGUCUCCUUUUUACAUAUAUGUUUUAUCAUGAACUUUAUCAAUAGUAUGGAUCCUUUUAAAUCAAUAAGAUGCUUUGUAAAACUGAAAUAUGUAAUACCUUUUUGUUUAAUCUGUGCAAUCCGAAGGUGAUUUAACCUUCAAUUCCAUCAGUUUCUUUUAACGAAAAUAAACACUGCUAAAAGUU
Lynx canadensis (Canada lynx) is the source of this 1793-nucleotide messenger RNA. It is a transcript of the gene SOSTDC1, whose product is annotated as sclerostin domain containing 1. Gene Ontology annotation, molecular function: BMP binding. Bases 146 to 766 code for a protein of 206 amino acids. The record is from RefSeq and is a predicted model, not a curated record. NCBI's taxonomy places the organism in Eukaryota, Metazoa, Chordata, Mammalia, Carnivora, Felidae. Gene Ontology annotation, biological process: negative regulation of BMP signaling pathway; negative regulation of Wnt signaling pathway. The transcript has 2 exons.